AUGGGGUACUUAAAUGCUGUGACUAUCGGAAAAACUGAAGGGGAACUCUACGUGCCCCCCCAAAAGUCACAAGUUGAGGAUGGUAGAGGCGUAAUGUUCCCUAAAUCCCGCUCUCCUACACUAGAAACUCGGUCUCUCAGGACGCGGAAUAUGGAGUCUGAAAAUAAAAAAGCGGAAAAUAUGGAAUCUGAAAAUAAGGGAUUUGAGAUGAUUACUUCCGUUUCUGCACUACAAGCACUAUCAUGUCUACUUUGUCCUAAAGAAGAGGAUGAUUUUGACUCUGAACAGUUAUAUUGCUCAUCUACUACUGGAGCCAUGGGUCCUGGGAAUAUUGGACCAACAAAAAUAGAAGAGUUCAAAGCCAUUACUCAAUGCAGUAGUGAAACUAGUGAAGACAUCUGGAGUCCAGAAGAGGUUCCAGACGGAGCAGAGCACGAUGACAUGUGGGAUGUUCGAGAAAUCCCAGAAUAUGAGAUUAUAUUCAAACAGCAUGUGGGAACUGAGGAUGUAUACCUAGGAUUGACAAGAAAGGACACUUCAACAGCAUGUUGUCAGGAGCUAGUG
Molecule: messenger RNA, 564 nt
Organism: Castor canadensis (American beaver)
Lineage: Eukaryota; Metazoa; Chordata; Mammalia; Rodentia; Castoridae
Source: RefSeq, a predicted model, not a curated record